Molecule: messenger RNA, 996 nt
Organism: Schizosaccharomyces osmophilus
Lineage: Eukaryota; Fungi; Ascomycota; Schizosaccharomycetes; Schizosaccharomycetales; Schizosaccharomycetaceae
Gene: lcp5
Product: U3 snoRNP-associated protein Lcp5
Exons: 1
Coding region: 1-996 (331 amino acids)
Biological process (GO): maturation of SSU-rRNA from tricistronic rRNA transcript (SSU-rRNA, 5.8S rRNA, LSU-rRNA)
Cellular component (GO): small-subunit processome; nucleolus
Source: RefSeq, a predicted model, not a curated record
AUGGAUGUUAUAAACAGAAGUCUGGUCUCUGCGCUGGACAGUCUACCAAAGAACAUCAACCCUACAUCUGAGGGCGUUUCGUUGGUAUCUUUGAAAACCCAGUUACUCCUUUCCUAUGUUCAAAAGCUUGCAUUCUUAAUUUUAGUAAAACUAGAAGGGAAAAGUUACUUGGAAUUCCAGAAUGUCGUAGAGAAGCUCGUUCGUUUGCGACUGGAAAUUGAAAAGGUCCGACCUUUGGAAAAUCGCAUCCAGUAUUCGCUAGAUAAACUCUUGCGUGCUGCUGAACGUAAGGAAGAAUUGGAAUCUUUAAGCACUUCUGGAUUGGAUGGUGGCAUCAAUCAAGAAGACACCGAUAGCCUUAAGCUUCAUUAUAAGCCAAAUCUUGUUGGACUUGAGAGUGACGAAGAAGAGGCACCUGCCGCUAAAGGAACAGACAAGAAGAGUAAUAAAAAAGAUGCUGCCUCAGAAGAAGUUACAUCUGAGGACGACGAGGAUGAGUCCAAGAAGGAUGGUGUUUAUCGACCCCCAAGGAUUCGUGCCGUUACAAUGGACGAUGAGAAAAAGACUAGACGUAGACCUAAUCAACUUGUUGAUGAAUUUGUUUCAUCUGAUUUGUCAUCUUUACCUCAGAGUAUGCCAAGUGUUGGCUCUAACUUGGAACGAGGUGGUCGAGUUAUUCAUGCAGAUGAAAGAGAAUUGGAGAAGAUGCGCGAGCGUGCGGAUUAUGAAGAAAGCAAUUACACUCGUCUUCCAAAAUUGUCCAAGAAAGAACUCAAAAAUGUCAAGAAACCAAAGAAACCCGGUUUUGGUGGUGAAGAUUGGUCUUUAUUGGAUCGCAGCUUUAACAGUGAUGCUUUUGCCUCUCGUAAAUUGGACCUUUCUUCUCGUGCAAACAAGCGUGGCGCAUCAGACGCCUCUGAAGGCGCAUCGGGAUCCGGUCAAAGUCGGAUGGGUGACGCUUAUCGUAAGCGUAGAAAGUCCUUGAAACGCAGAUAA